Molecule: messenger RNA, 897 nt
Organism: Chlorella variabilis
Lineage: Eukaryota; Viridiplantae; Chlorophyta; Trebouxiophyceae; Chlorellales; Chlorellaceae
Product: expressed protein
Exons: 6
Source: RefSeq, a predicted model, not a curated record
AUGGAGCCCGAGAUGAGCCUGCCUUCGGUGGGAGGAGAUGUCGAACCUAAGCGUAAGGGGUUCAAGAAGGCUCUGUCGAAGGUGGGCCGCACCUUCAGCCUCACCCGCUCCAGCAGCAGCGCCACCAGCAGCAGCGCCACCAGCGCCCGCAUCGCCGCCGGCGGCAGCGCCGCUGGGAGCCAGGUGGGGAGCGUGGCCUCCACGCCGCGCGACUCCCGCGACGGCGAGGAGCCCCUGUACAGCCCCCACCCCUCCUCCACCACCGUGGCGGCGCUGGCGCGCGAGGCGGAGAGGAAAGCGGAGUCGGCGGUCGGCGCCAGGCUGGCGGCGCUGGCGGAGGAGAGGGAGCGGCUGGCGGCAGCCAACGCGCGCCUGGCCGCGGAGCUGGAAGCGGCGCGGGAGACGGCCAGGGACCUGCACUCGCGCGCCAGCGUGGCGGAGGACAGCCGCUCGGUGGCGAGCCAGACGCUGCUCAACCUGACGCAGCGCGCCGCCGUGCUGGAGGCGGAGAAGCAGGCGCUGUUUGGGGAGCUCAUGAAGCACACCGAGGGGCUGAAGGAGGCUGAGAGCCCGCAGCGCUCGGAGAACAGCAGGGAGGUGGUGGAGCAGGAGGCCAACGAGGCGCUCUUCUCGCUGACCGAGGAGCUGGCGGGGAGGGAGGCGGAGGUGGGCACGCUGCGCGCCAGCGAGGCGGCGCUGCAGGAGGAGGUGCGGGAGCUGGAGGCGCGGCUGGCGGCUGAGGUGGCGGCACGUGAGCAGCAGGUCGCCGCGAUGCAGGCGGCCGAGGCGGAGGCGUGCCGGCUGGCCGGCCAAGCACAGGCCGCCGACGCUGAGCUGGCAACGAUGCGGCGCAACGAGGCGCAGCUGCUGGCCAGGGUGGCGGAGCUGGGCCGGCAG